Gamsiella multidivaricata is the source of this 644-nucleotide messenger RNA. Its product is annotated as histone-fold-containing protein. Lineage: Eukaryota; Fungi; Mortierellomycota; Mortierellomycetes; Mortierellales; Mortierellaceae. The transcript is spliced from 2 exons. The coding region runs from base 188 to 598 and encodes 136 amino acids. Gene Ontology annotation, cellular component: nucleosome. Gene Ontology annotation, molecular function: structural constituent of chromatin; protein heterodimerization activity; DNA binding. The record is from RefSeq and is a predicted model, not a curated record. Gene Ontology annotation, biological process: nucleosome assembly.
UUUCUCGUAUAAAACUGUCGAAGCUCUUCUCUCCACCCCGGCUUCUUUUUUCUCUCUUUUCUUUCUUUUCCUCUUUCCUUCUUUUCCACUCUUCUGGAUCCGAUUGUCUCUAACUGUCAUCGAUACCUAUCGUUCGUUCGUCAUCUUCACUCUCCCAAUCUCAACCUCCCUCUUCAAAUUAUCAAACAUGCCACCAAAGCCCGCCGCCGAGAAGAAGCCCUCCACCGGAGGCAAGGCCCCCGCCAAGACCGCUGCUUCGUCUGAGAAGAAGGAGCGCAAGACUAAGUCCGAGGGUGGCAAGGGACGCAAGAAGGCCCGCUCCGAGACCUACUCCUCCUACAUCUACAAGGUCUUGAAGCAGGUCCACCCCGACACCGGUAUCUCCAACAAGGCCAUGUCCAUUCUCAACUCCUUCGUCAACGACAUCUUCGAGCGCAUCGCUGGUGAGGCCUCCAAGCUCGCCGCCUACAACAAGCGCUCCACCAUCUCCUCGCGCGAGAUCCAGACCGCCGUCCGUCUCAUUCUCCCCGGUGAGCUCGCCAAGCACGCCGUCUCUGAGGGAACCAAGGCCGUCACUAAGUACACCUCGUCCAAGUAAAGAAUUGUACAUCAUAGCCUGCUUUCUUUCUGUAGAAACAUUAAAA